Molecule: messenger RNA, 825 nt
Organism: Vollenhovia emeryi
Lineage: Eukaryota; Metazoa; Arthropoda; Insecta; Hymenoptera; Formicidae
Product: gem-associated protein 6-like
Exons: 2
Coding region: 72-572 (166 amino acids)
Biological process (GO): spliceosomal complex assembly; spliceosomal snRNP assembly
Cellular component (GO): SMN complex; nucleus
Source: RefSeq, a predicted model, not a curated record
GCCGAUUGCGCUUCUCUUAUUAUUUAGGACUCUACGGCUGAGUACAUGUGGUUUAUUUUUAAAGCUCUGAUAUGAGCACGCAAGAGGAUUUGGAUUUUGCACAUCAAGUAUACAAAAAUGAUCCAAUCUUAUUUAAAAGUUAUGUCGGAAAGAAGAUUAAGAUAAUGAUGAAGGAUAAAAACGUUCACUAUGGCGUUGUUUACACGGUCGAUCCGGUAUCAGAGAGCGUUGUUCUUCUACAGGCAGAAACAUCUACGCAAUAUCAUCUUAAAAUAAUAUUCAAUCACGCCAUAAAAAAUAUCGAAGUAACGUCGGAAGCCGAAGUACUCGUGCCGGAACUGUUUUCAUUAUCGCCCGCAAACCUUUCAGAGGUGACGGUUACUAAAAGGAAGAAUAUUGUUAUGCAAUUAUUAUUGGACAAUCGAUUUCCAGUUAAAGAGGAGGAUGAUAUUUUAUUCAUAGAAGAUACUGUAUCAAUAAAACCCCCAUAUUAUCCCGAAAAUUGUAAUUGUACUAAUAGUAUUAUUCUUAACAAAGUACAGAGUAUUUUAACGCAUGUAAAUGUUGAAUAAAAUCAACGGAAUCGAAACGAAAACAUAUUCUAAGAAUACUAUACCUUAUCACGAAACAAACGCAAUAUUCUUUGAAUCUUUUGAUCAAUUUAGAGUCCAAAAAAAAUUUCAACGACAAUUUUCAUUUUCAUUAUUGCUAUUACUAUUAUAUAAUUCAAUAUUAAUGAAUAAUUUUAGAUUGUCAAUAUACACUGUAUGCACACAUUAAAUUGUAUGAAAAGGUUUUAAUAAAGCACAGUUUGUAGUAAUGAUA